GCCGUUUCUCGUUACGCCUCCCACAGAGUUCAACCCGGUCCAGCAGCCGUUGCUGAAUGAGAAAGUUCUGCGGGACAAGAGGAAGAAACUCCGCGAGACAUUUGAACGCAUCGUCCGUCUGUACGAGAGGGAAAACCCCGAAACGUACAAGGAGCUGCGGAAAGUGGAGCUGGACUACGAGACCAAACGAGGGCAGCUGGCGCUCUACUUCGACUCCGUCAAGAAUGCAGAGUCAGUGGAGGUGGACAGCAUCCCUCUGCCAGACAUGCCUCACGCUCCCUCCAACAUCCACAUCCAGGACAUCCCUCUCCCCGGAGCCCAGCCGCCCUCCAUCCUCAAGAAGAACGCCCCUUUCGG
Notothenia coriiceps (black rockcod) is the source of this 357-nucleotide messenger RNA. RefSeq names its product WW domain-binding protein 11. The transcript has 2 exons. Lineage: Eukaryota; Metazoa; Chordata; Actinopteri; Perciformes; Nototheniidae. The annotation marks the transcript as partial. Gene Ontology annotation, cellular component: spliceosomal complex. The record is from RefSeq and is a predicted model, not a curated record.